UGGUUAGAGCCAAUGUUUUUUGCCAAGCUGGAGGCGGGGACAAACCCUGCUUAUAUUGAGCUCCACUCUCAAGGAGUUCUGCAGACAGCACAGAGUACACAGCCAAGCACUGAAGAGCGGGGUUUGCUUGGUGCCGGCUGUGCAGCAACAAGGAAGAAGCGCAGUCUUCACAAGGGCACUCUAGCCUGGAGGACCGUCGCCUCUGAGAACGAGCGUUUGCCCAAAGGCUGCCCCGGCUGAUCCUCCAGCUGGUGACGGUGCAGUGGGAGCAGAGCACCUUUGCCCCCUGCUCUGGCCGAUAGAUAGCAAGAGGGAGCGAAGGUGCAUGAGCCUGACCGGAGAGAGAGGAAAUCCAGGCAAAGGAGAUUCGAACAGCAUGGAUCCUGAGGUGCCGGAGAAGCCGGAGGAGCCGGACGAUUGCUGGAAGUUCUCCGUCUUGUACCUGUGCUUCUAUGGGUUCAUGGCUCAGGUUAAGCCAGCGGAGAGCUUCAUCACUCCUUACCUCCUGGGACCAGACAAGAACUUCACCAGGGAGCAGGUCACCAACGAGAUAACGCCGGUGCUGUCGUACUCCUACAUGUCGGUGCUGGUGCCCAUAUUCUUGAUGACAGACUACCUCCGCUACAAGCCGGUGCUCAUCCUGCAGAGUGUCAGCCAUGUGGCCAUCUGUCUGCUGCUGCUCUUCGGAUCCACCGUGCUGCAGAUGCAGUUCAUGGAGUUCUUCUAUGGGAUCACCAUGGCGGCCCGCAUUGCCUACUCCUCCUACAUCUUCACCUUGGUCACGCCCAAGUCGUACCAGAAGGUCGCCAGCUACUCGCGCUCCUCUGUCCUCCUGGGCGUUUUUGUCAGCUCGGUGCUGGGCCAGCUCUUCGUCUCGCUGGGGGACAUGGCCUUCUGCACCUUGAACUACAUCUCCCUGGGGUUCGUGACCUUCGCCUUCACCCUCACCCUCUUCCUCAAGAGGCCCAAACGGACCAUGUUCUUCAACAGGAGGGCCCUGGAGGCCAACAGAGCAGUCAUGUAUGAGGUGGAUGCCAUGCAGCCGACUUCUAUCACGCUGGUUAGCCAGAAGCCCAAGGCCCCUCGGAGAUGGGACUGGCGGCAGACGGCUCUGGUGAAAAUGAUGGUGGAGCUCAAAAAUACCGUCCGAUCUCCACGGUUGAAGUUGUGGUCCAUCUGGUGGGUUUUUAACUCUACUGGCUAUUACUUGGUGGUCUACUAUGUACAGAUCCUCUGGGACAACAUCUCUCCAUCCAGAGAAAACAGGGGCAUCUACAAUGGAGGUGUGGAUGCAGUUGCAACACUACUUGGUGCCAUUGCAUCUUUCUCCGCCGGGCACGUGACUCUGCGCUGGUCGCUGUAUGCGGAGCUGGUGAUCUUCAUCAUCACAGCGUUGCAAGCCGGGCUCCUCUUCCUCAUGAACACCACCAGCAACAUUUGGAUCUGUUACAUGGGCUUUGUCUUGUUCCGAAGCAGCCACCAGCUCCUGGUUCCCAUUGCAAUUUUUCAGAUUGCUGCAUCAUUGAGCAAAGAGCUCUGUGCCCUGGUGUUCGGUCUCAACACAUUUCUGGCCACCAUCUUAAAAACCAUCAUCACCCUCAUCAUUGCGGACAAGCGUGGGCUGGGACUACACGUAAACAACCAGUUCUUCUUUUACAUCGGCUACUUCUCGCUGCUCGCAGUCGUCUAUCUUGUGAGGGGACUCUACGUUUUUGGCUCCUACUACCGGGAGAAAAAAGCCCUACAGAAGGCGGAGGCGGCGGAGGAUCCAGCGACGGAGCUCAAUCAGACAGAGGACCACACGGCAGCAACACCCCCAAAGGCAUGAAGCGGAGAUGGCCAUCGUGGGUUGGUGGUGGUGGGGUGGGAAGGGGACUAUUUCUUGUGCCUUAAAGUAAUAUCACGGCAGGGGCAACAAAGCAAGAGUUUUUGUUGGGAGGGGUGGAGUGUUUCUUUACUAGAACAAGAGAGAACAAUUGUGUACGACAACACGGCAGCUUGGUCACAUUCCCAUUUUGAAUGUUUGAACAUCGAGAGCGCACAGGAAGAUCCCAAGAGACCGACUUACUCCACACGGAAACACGAUCAGUGCAGAGACGUCGCCGAUCGCUGAGGCAAUGGGGUCUGUGCGGAGGGGAGUGUGUGGCUUACUCUUGUGGCAGAGAAACGUUUCACAAGGGCCUUCAGCUUCUGCCCUGCACGCCCCACCCCCAAUCGACCGACCUACCGAGCGACCGACCGACCUACGCCAGGUUUGCCAAGUCAUUGUUCGGAUCUGAACAGGACAGCCCGUCCCUGGCUUCUUGCCACUGACAAUAUGCAAGCCAAGAGUGCAAUGAGACAUUAAGUGAGUAUGGAAGUGCAAUGAAAUGGAGGCAGGGAACACAAUGAGUUGGAUUACAAUUAAUCUGAAAAAACAUUUGCCUCUCGAUGUGAAGACCUGCCGAUUACUGCGGUUACUUCACUUACGAAGGGCAAUAAUUUCAAGAUGAUGCACUUUAACAUGUAAAAGAAAGGUUAAUCUUUGUGCCGUUAAUCCUGGCAGUCCUCUCCAUGGGCGUCCUCCUCUUCUUGAGCUGACUGUGUCCAGUUUUCCCUCCUAACCCUGGCUGGUAAAGGGGUGCUGGGCGUGACUGACCACAGACAAACAGCAGGAGAUCUCCAGCUGAAUUCGGGCAGAUCAGUCUGAUCCAAGUGCUCUUUCUCCCCCAACAUCUGAGGUGCUGUGUGUGUGUGCGUGCACACGUGUGUGUGUGUGUGUGUGUGUGUGUGUGUUUUGUUGAGCACAGAACCAUCCUAAAAGCUCAGAUUUACUUGUUCUGCAAAAAGGUGAAGUCAGUCCAAUUCCCCAGUUGGCAAUCUCGCCAGCGAGAAACAGAAAGAAUAAAACAUAGCACAUGAUCCACUUCCAAGCUCAAUUUGGAGUGAAGACCAAGUUGUUUGCACAGUAGCUUGUUCCAAUCAUAAUACCGUGGCUACUGUUAAAACAUCACUCCAGCUUGGUGAGUAAGAUGCCGAUGAAGUUUGAUUAGCUAUUGUUCAUGAACAGAGUAUUAUAAUAUCGUAUCUGCACUUUUGAAAUGAAUCCAUUUCCAUCAGCACUUUUGAACUUCAGACACCUCUCAUCCAUGAUUUUCCGGAUGGUAUGCCAGCCAGCAAAUUAUUGUAACUUAAUGAAA
Molecule: messenger RNA, 3179 nt
Organism: Amblyraja radiata (thorny skate)
Lineage: Eukaryota; Metazoa; Chordata; Chondrichthyes; Rajiformes; Rajidae
Gene: slc19a1
Product: solute carrier family 19 member 1
Exons: 6
Coding region: 326-1828 (500 amino acids)
Biological process (GO): folate transmembrane transport
Cellular component (GO): plasma membrane; basolateral plasma membrane; apical plasma membrane
Molecular function (GO): folate:monoatomic anion antiporter activity; folic acid binding
Source: RefSeq, a predicted model, not a curated record